Messenger RNA from Mugil cephalus (flathead mullet), 2329 nucleotides. It is a transcript of the gene washc3, whose product is annotated as WASH complex subunit 3. The transcript has 7 exons. NCBI's taxonomy places the organism in Eukaryota, Metazoa, Chordata, Actinopteri, Mugiliformes, Mugilidae. Gene Ontology annotation, biological process: exocytosis; actin filament polymerization. Gene Ontology annotation, cellular component: WASH complex. The coding region runs from base 164 to 793 and encodes 209 amino acids. The record is from RefSeq and is a predicted model, not a curated record.
ACGUCGUGACGUCAUGACGCGAUCACGCAGCCAGAAGUCACAUGAAAACGUUGCACAGCAAAUAUUUUAAAGUGCCGCUUUUCUGCCUGUUUGCGGUGGGAAAUUUGUGCAGUUAAAACCCUGUGCUAAACUGAAAUCUACAAGAAAACCCUCGAGUUAAAACAUGGACGAGGACGGGCUGCCAAUUGUGGGCUCUGGAGUUGAUCUCACCAAGGUUCCUGCUAUACAACAGAGAAGAAUCAUUGCCUAUCUCAAUCAGUUUGUGGCGCACACUGUUCGGUUCCUCAACCGGUUUUCCACGGUUUGUGAAGAGAAACUUGCAACCAUAUCUCUCCGCAUACAACAGAUUGAAACCACCCUGUGCAUUUUGGAGGCUAAGUUGUCUUCCAUUCCUGGCCUGGAGGACGUCACGGUAGAUGGACUCAGUCAGCAGGCGACUACACAGACCAAUGGGCCCGUUAGCUCCACCAGUCAGAGCCAAACAGGGGGUCCAGCAGCAGGGACACAUCCAGAGCCCGCUCAGAGUAGUGCACCAGAAGCUGAACCGACGCCAAAAGCAGAAGCACCUGCAGAGAAUGUCAUGACGGUGGCCAAGGACCCGCGUUAUGCCCGAUACCUAAAAAUGGUUCAAGUGGGCGUUCCAGUCAUGGCCAUUAAGAAUAAAAUGAUCAUGGACGGCUUGGAUCCGAACUUGCUUGACACACCCGAUGCCUCUGUGCCUGAUCAAGGAACAAGGGCCACGGAAGAUGUUGCUGCCAACAGCUCUGACAGUGAAUCGUCUUUCAGUGAUUGACACCUUUUUUUGUUUGUUUGUUUGUUUUUGUUUUUCCUCCUCACCGCAAAGCUACCAACCUGAGCUUUUUGAGACAUGUGGUUUGCUUCGCAGGGUGCCUGUGAAGGAGCACUAGUGAAUUGUAAAACGGUUGUUACUGAUCAGUGAGUGACCUGGAUUUUGAUACGUCGUUAACAUUUUUAAUGAAUGAGUAUUGUUUUCAAAAAAGAGCGGAUAAUGUCUCCUCUUUAAAGUCCUCAGAAGGCGACAGUAGCAGGUUCUACAAAACCAAAUCAUGUCAUAUUGUAGUUAAGAGGUCUUAUGUGACACUACUAUUACAGUCUAAUGCCUUUAAUGGAUACCCUCUGUCUGUUCUUGUUAUAGAAGAAAUAAAAUGGAUAAAAUAUGCUCUGAAUGUUUAGCUGGUGGGGUAUGCACGUGACGUCACAGCAAGCGGACGUCUCCAUGGUUACGGCCAUUGAAUGGCAAAAAGUGACAGUUGAUUAGUUUGAACCAUAGCGUCUAAAUUGUGAAAUAAAAAUAAAUAAAUAAAAGGCAUAGAGCUAUUCUGCGAUUGACUGAACCAACAGAUUUGAAACGGAGCCAGAGAUGUAUUUUUAUAGAUAUGUCUUGACUGCCGAAGAAAAUCGAUUGAUGUAUUAAGAAGAAACAACUGGAAUCCAGACACAGAAACCUGGUGUUGGGGUUCAUAUUUAAAAACGGGGUAUUUGCGAUCACUCCUCUUCAUCUUUUUAACAUCUGGUCGGACGCUACAGUAUUUUAUGGCUAACGUUACUUCUCAGUAAAGCUCUUAGCGUUAGCAUCUUUUCUUUAGCUACAUUUAUCAUAGCUGAAAUUAACUAAAACUAACCGAAACGGAGGCCAGUCCACUUAACCAAAUCCAUACUAGUUCGUAUGGAUAAUUGUCGAGUUCAGUUGUCCUUAAUUUUAUCUGAAAAUCCACAUUUUUCCCAGUCUCGAUGUAUUUACCGAUACAUUUCACUGUGUUUUUACUACCCAAGGGGGCGUGGCCGGAGGCGGAAGUGACGUCAGCGCAUACCCUCUAUAAUAGCGUAAUCUGAUUUAUGAAUCUUUCCCAGAACACUUGAAAUGUAUGUCUGAACAUCUUAACAAAAAUCCUGACAGAAAUAAAACUUAUCUGUCAUUACUAGAUGCUGUGGCUUCAGAAUGUGAUUGUAUUAUAACAUGCAUUUAAUUUAAUGUGUCUUUCAUUGCUUUUUAUUUCCAGGCUUAAAACUAUGACCUGUUUUAGAUUUUUCAAAUGUAUUAACCAUUUAAAAAAUUAAAUAUGUGUAUCAUAUGUAAUUACUAAGAGACAAAAGGUGAACUGGAUUAUAUUUGUAACAUUUUUUCAUUGAAGUGUCUCUUUAUUUCAUCAUAUCUGCGGUUACGUAGAUGGAAAACAUGUAAACUGGAGUUGUUUUUGUCUCGAUGGUGACGGACAAACUUGUGGGUACAUGUCUGAAAGUGAAGACUAGCUCUCAAUCAGCACGCACACAGACUCCAGAAGAAUAAAGUCAUUCAUUCUCAAUCUAA